CUUGGGUCUUGCCGCGACGUCGCAGACGCCCGCCCAGCAUGGCCAGCUGGGUGUUCUGCAAUCGCUGCUUCCAGCCGCCUGGCAGGACGUCGGGCUUCAGCCUAACCAACUGUGGACAUGUGUAUUGCGAUGCCUGCCUCAGCAAAGGUAAAAAGGAUGAAUGCUUGAUUUGUAAAGUUCCUUGUCGUACAGUUUUGCUUUCAAAACAUACUGACUCGGAUAUCCAAGCAUUCUUUCUGGGCAUAGAUGGUCUGUGUAAGAAGUAUUUCAAGGAAACCUCGCAGAUUUCAGAAUUUCAAGACAAGCACAGGAGGAGAUUGUUAGCCUUCUAUAGAGAAAAGAUUUCUAAGUUGGAAGAAUCCCUUAGGAAGUCAGUGCUACAGAUAGAACAGCUACAAAGUCCCUUUUCUCGUAUGAGAGCAUCACAACAAAUAGCCUUCAGCACAAUAAAAAUUACUGUUUCAACCAAGCUGCAUGGAUGCCUGCUGCUGCCCCCUCACACAUCAGCCCCCAACAGGUUGGAGUUGAUGAAAGUUGAUCUCACACCUUCCCCAGUGAGAAAACCUGUGAUAGCAUCUGGCCCUACGAGAAUCUCCUUGAUUAGUCCACCUCAAGAUGGAUGCAUGGGGUCACUUUUAACAGCUGCUUUCUGUUCCAUCCCAUGGUUGACAGUGUUUGACCAGGAUAUGUGUAGUGUUUCUAGAGGUUUGCCAUUUUUGUACAUAGAUAACUGUCCUCACUAGAUUCUCCUAUUAAACCCAUGGGCCGGUGGAGAUGAAAGCCAUGGCCCAAGAGCACCUGUGCAGCGUCUCCCACCGGGGCCCUCAGCAUCUCAACCCGAUGUCCAGUCAGACCAGCACCGCAAAGGCUCUGAGUGUGUGCUCAGCUUCUUGUUCAUAUUGACUGGGAAAGGCAUCGAUUGUAACUCAACCACUGUCAGCACCGCACAGAGGAGGGGUCCGGUGGGAAGGCUGCUGAUGACCAUAACGGCAGCCAUCCUCAAGGGACCUGCUCACGGAUUCCACCUUUGCAAAUCUCCUACAAGGGACCAUCACAAACUCCAGCAUCCCAGGUACCAGGCAGAGCAGGAAGAGGUGCCUCUUCCAGCCUCGGGAGCUCCCCAGCUGGCUUUCCCCAAGCGCUGCCCCCCAGGCAGCCAAUCAGCAUCUCCGGCCUGCUGCAGAGGCAGCGUUUAG
Molecule: messenger RNA, 1196 nt
Organism: Carlito syrichta (Philippine tarsier)
Lineage: Eukaryota; Metazoa; Chordata; Mammalia; Primates; Tarsiidae
Gene: RNF212
Product: ring finger protein 212
Exons: 14
Biological process (GO): protein sumoylation; reciprocal meiotic recombination; homologous chromosome pairing at meiosis
Cellular component (GO): synaptonemal complex
Molecular function (GO): SUMO transferase activity
Source: RefSeq, a predicted model, not a curated record